AUGAGGCGGACUGUUGUGGACAGGGCGAUCGUGCACCCCAAGGAGUAUGACUUCUACCUGAAUGCGCACGCCUCCAUCCAGGGCACCAGCCGCCCCGUGCACUACCACGUCCUGCUGGACCAGAACAACCUUGGCCCAGACCAGCUGCAGAGCUUCACCUAUGACAUGUGCUACCUGUUCUGCCGCUGCACGCGCUCUGUGUCAAUCGUGCCACCCUGCUACUACGCCCACCUGGCUGCCUUCCGCGGCCGCAUCCUGCUGAGCGAGAGCCUGUCAGACACGGAGAGCUCUGUCUCUUCCGGCGCCGGCCCCACCAAUGUCGACUUUGCCGAGACACACAAGAAUCUCCUCAACAGGAUGUUCUACGUGUGA
Molecule: messenger RNA, 372 nt
Organism: Coccomyxa subellipsoidea C-169
Lineage: Eukaryota; Viridiplantae; Chlorophyta; Trebouxiophyceae; Coccomyxaceae
Product: Piwi-domain-containing protein
Exons: 4
Coding region: 1-372 (123 amino acids)
Molecular function (GO): nucleic acid binding
Source: RefSeq, a predicted model, not a curated record